AUGUUGCCCCAGGGCACGGACCCCCAUGACUUAAACACAGCUAUGGAUUCAGCUACCGACUUGAAAAAUGGCCGGUCAUCGCGCUCCUCCGCUUCACCUUUAUCGCGUCAGACCUCGACCUCAAACUCUCACUCCCUGAAAGAAGACCCUGACAGGGCCUCAGAAUCCGACCCUAUGGAAGAGAAAGUCGGCGGCAACAUUGUCGUCAAACAGGAGCCCGGUCAGCCACCGAGGUUGUCUCGGAGUUCGUCGCAGAAAGUCCCGUCGAGGCCACCGCAGCUUUUUUCACAUCUGCCUGACAGUACCAAGGAUGCCUUGGCCACCUUUUCACAAAUCGAGGACUGCUGGUACGCGAACAAGUAUAUGGGUAUCACUGAGCAUGAUGCUAUGGAGUGUGAAUGUGCUGAGGAGUGGGAACCCGAAACUGGCCGAAAUGUGGCCUGCGGUGAUGAUUCCGACUGUAUCAAUCGAUGGACCAAGAUGGAGUGUCUGGGCGACUGUGGCUGUGGCGCGGAUUGUCAAAAUCAGCGAUUCCAGAAGAAACAGUAUGCGCCGGUAUCGGUCAUCAAAACCGAAAAAAAGGGAUUUGGACUGCGAGCUGAAGUCAAUCUGGAGCCGAAUCAAUUAAUCUACGAGUAUGUGGGCGAAGUGGUGGGCGAGGCCCAAUUUCGGAAACGAAUGCGAGACUACGACGAGCAGGGCAUCAAGCACUUUUAUUUCAUGUCGCUGAACAAGGGCGAGUUUGUCGAUGCAACCAAGCGAGGCAAUCUAGGCCGUUUCUGCAAUCAUUCUUGCAAUCCCAAUUGCUAUGUCGAUAAAUGGGUGGUCGGAGAGAAAUUGCGCAUGGGUAUUUUUGCGGAGCGCGCGGUAAAAGCGGGCGAAGAGCUGGUCUUCAACUACAACGUGGACCGAUAUGGUGCCGAUCCCCAGCCCUGCUACUGCGCAGAGCCAAACUGCACUGGUUUCAUCGGUGGUCGAACACAGACGGAGCGCGCGACUAAACUAUCGAAUGCCACAAUUGAGGCUCUCGGUAUUGACGAUUCGGACGGCUGGGAUACCGUCGUGGCCCGGCGACCAAAGAAGAAGAAGACCGGAGAGGACGACGAGGAAUAUGUGGACAGCGUACAACCGAAGUCCCUGGAUGAGGAUGGUGUGACCAAGGUCAUGGCGGCCCUGAUGCAGUGCCAGGAGAAGUGGAUCGCCGUCAAACUUAUAGGACGUAUUCAGCGCUGCGAGGAUGAACGAGUGCGGAAUCGGGUCGUGAAGAUGCACGGUUACCAAAUCCUCAAGUCGCAGCUUGCCAUGUGGAAGGAUGAUCAUACCGUGAUGGGUCAGAUCUUGGACAUCCUGGAUACCUUCCCUCGUCUUACUCGAAACAAGAUCGUCGACUCCAAGAUCGAGGACAACAUUCGACCGCUUUUACAAUGUGGUGACGAGCGAGUCGCCCAAAAGGCGACAGCAUUGUUGGCUAGCUGGGCCAACCUGACCGUUGGGUAUCGCAUUCCGCGCAUGAAACGGGGCGAGCAAGCGAAGCAAACCGUGAACCAGUUUGAACGCCGUGAGUCUGGCCGAGAGCAGCAGCGCCCGCGAUCUGCCAGUCGUUCUCCACCACCCGAUGCGCAUCAACAAAACCAACUGAAGAACCGACGCGAGUCUCACAACCCUCAUAACCGGCAGCCUCGACCUAAUCGACGUAAUCGUCAGCAACAACAGCAGCAGCAGCAACAACAACCAGCCUUGCCCGAUGGAUGGUACACUGCCAAUGACGACCAGGGCCGCGUUUAUUACUACUCUAUCUCACAAGAAGUGACAUGGGACCGACCGACUGCCCCCGCAACUGGUCCUGCGGUGAACCGGACCAAUUUUAUCUUGCAGAACAUCAUCGAUGGUAUCAUGAACACUCAAGAGAAAAGCACAUCUGAGCAAAAAAGCGCAACUCCCGGUACACCCCAACCCACGUCCGAUCACUCGGGAAAGAAAAAGCGGGAAGAGGACUGGUGGAAGAAGCUGGAGCUUCACAAGCAGAAAAAACUUUACGAGAACACGCUGUACCCUCACGUCAAAGCUGUUGUCGAUAAAUACAAGCACAAGAUCCCGAAAGACGAUUUGAAACGGUUUGCCAAAGAGGCGGCCACCAAGCUCGUCGAGGGUGACUAUAAGAGAAACAAGGUUUCCGAUCCUACCAAGAUCAGCGAGAAGCACCGGCAAAACGUUAAAAUAUUCUGCACCUCAUACUUCGACAAGGCCGCAAAGAAGCACAAGGAGCGUGAGAAGCGCAAGUCCGGCAACGCUGCGCAAGCCAGUGGGACCCCUGCAGACGAAGACUCCAAGAUGUCCGACGACGAACAAGAGCCUUCGGCAGGCACGGGCACGGGCACAGCGACAUCACCCAUGGAUGUGGAUGACGACGCCUUGGCUUCUCUCAAGCGCAAGCGCCAUGACAACAUAAAUCAAGCCCCAGACCACCUUACCCCAGGUGAAAACGGAAGCACCUCCCCUUCGAAACGCCAAAAGUCCACCCCGCCCCGCCCGCCAUCACCACCUCCAGUGAGGGAUUCCAUUGACUCCAAUGACAAUGACAAUGAUGAUGAUCCCUCCCCGCCACCACCACCUCCCCCGCCGAAAGAUUCGCCAACGGAAUGA
This is a messenger RNA of Penicillium verhagenii, 2643 nucleotides long. RefSeq names its product SET and WW domain protein (gene set2). NCBI's taxonomy places the organism in Eukaryota, Fungi, Ascomycota, Eurotiomycetes, Eurotiales, Aspergillaceae. The transcript is spliced from 4 exons. The record is from RefSeq and is a predicted model, not a curated record. Gene Ontology annotation, molecular function: histone H3K36 methyltransferase activity; protein binding. Bases 1 to 2643 code for a protein of 880 amino acids. Gene Ontology annotation, biological process: regulation of DNA-templated transcription. Gene Ontology annotation, cellular component: chromatin; chromosome; nucleus.